Molecule: messenger RNA, 1860 nt
Organism: Carlito syrichta (Philippine tarsier)
Lineage: Eukaryota; Metazoa; Chordata; Mammalia; Primates; Tarsiidae
Gene: NXPH3
Product: neurexophilin 3
Exons: 6
Coding region: 1-1230 (409 amino acids)
Molecular function (GO): signaling receptor binding
Source: RefSeq, a predicted model, not a curated record
AUGGAAGUUGAGAGCCGGCGGGGCCUAAGGGGCGCGAGGGCAAGUCUGGACAAGGGAGCAGCCGGAGCGGCUGUGUGGGACGUGGGAGCAGGCCCCUCCAUGCCGCCCUCCUACGGCUCUGGCAGGACCUUCUGGAAACCGACGGGGAGUGGGCCAGCUCCGCCUCUGCCUAGCCAAGCGCCGGAACCAGCUGCCCACACGCAGGCCAGCAGCGUCUCCCUCCCAGACGGACCAGAGGCUCAGAGGCCAGGCAAAGAUUUACCCGUUCGCUUCUCCUUGGCUGGGGAGGGGGGUCUUUGGCUGGACAUGCGCCCCACCACCACCACCACAGGAAAGAGCUGCUGCGUAUUGCCGCUCAGCUGUGACCCCAGGGUCACGCACCCACGGGUCUGCAGCCCUGAAUCCAGUCCCCGGGGACUCUCCUCCUGGCUGUUCCCCUGCCCCACCCUUGGGGCCUGGCAGGCAGGACCGCCUCGGCUGGUCACCCGAAUCCAAGUGCUGGCAGCUGAGCUCGUGCCCCUGGUUCUGGUCAUCUGUGGCCAGGAUGAUGGUCCCCCCGGCUCAGAGGACCCCGAGCACGAUGACCACAAGGGCCAGCCCCGGCCUCGGGUGCCUCGGAAGCGGGGACACAUCUCACCUAAGUCCCGCCCCGUGGCCAACUCUACCCUCCUAGGGCUGCUGGCUCCACCUGGGGAGGCUUGGGGAGUCCUCGGGCAGCCCCCCAACCGCCCGAACCACAGCCCCCCGCCCUCGGCCAAGGUGAAGAAGAUCUUUGGCUGGGGCGACUUCUACUCCAACAUCAAGACGGUGGCGCUGAACCUGCUCGUCACAGGGAAGAUCGUGGACCAUGGCAACGGGACCUUCAGCGUCCACUUCCGGCACAACGCCACAGGCCAGGGCAACAUUUCCAUCAGCCUCGUGCCCCCCAGCAAAGCGGUAGAGUUCCACCAGGAGCAGCAGAUCUUCAUCGAAGCCAAGGCCUCCAAAAUCUUCAACUGCCGGAUGGAGUGGGAGAAGGUGGAGCGCGGCCGCCGGACCUCGCUGUGCACCCACGACCCCGCCAAGGUCUGCUCCCGAGACCACGCCCAGAGCUCUGCCACCUGGAGCUGCUCCCAGCCCUUCAAAGUUGUCUGCGUCUACAUCGCCUUCUACAGCACGGACUAUCGGCUGGUCCAGAAGAUCAAGGCAUGGAGGAGCCCAACCCUUGGCUCCCGCCAUCCGGACGGCUGAGACAGGGCUUCCUGGGAGCUCCGGCCCAGCCCAGCAGGCAGCCCUGAUUCCUGGUCCUGCACUCAGCCUGGCAUGAGGCUGAAGUGGUGACCCUGGAGGUCUUCGCCGUCUUGACAAAUCGACCAUCUGUCUCCAGCCAGGCCAGCCCUUUCCAAAAUUCCCUCCCUGACGGCAGUCCCCAUGCCACCCACCCUCUUGUGGAUGGCACAUCGAUCAUUAAGCUGAGAUGGGACGACUGUGGAAGCCCACCUGUGUGCCGUGUGUUCUCCUCCACCCUCAUGACCCACACCGCCCCCAGCUCCUCUGGAGCUCCCUUGUCUCAGAGAGUGGUCAGCCUCAGUAGUCAGCCUUGCCUGUCAGACGGAGGCUCUCCGGCUAGGGGUGGUGCCUCCCUCUGGGCCUGGAGCCGUGGGCAGCGUGGGCAGGCAAGGCUGGGCCGCUGAGUGCCGGCUGGAUCUGUUCCGUGUAUCUGUCUGUGGGGGGGGGAGGGGAGGGAAGUCUUGUGAAAUCACCUGGUUGCUGACUUCUGUGUGCAGAAUCUUGUUCUUGGAGCAGGAAAUAAAGCUUGCCCCAGGGCACUGGGUUCCAGCUGUUGGGGAAAGGGCCCCGGGGCGCCCUUCGGUCCAGACA